GGAGAGAGUCUAGUCUUCGGUGAGACUGAGGGGGAGUUAAAGACAGAAAGGGACAGGGGUUGCUCUCCAGAGAACGGAAUCUUCAUGCAUGGUGAUCUCUGGCUCUGCAGGUGAUCCUCAGUCACCAUGAAUGACUAGGCUCAGCUCUCCAAGGGAAAUAAUGGCCUGUUUUGUAAUUUCCCUACCCUACCACCUGGCAUGUGACUCCAGCUGCCUUUGAAGGGCCUGUCAGCUGUUUAUGGGAACCAUCACUGUGUUUGAACUCUUGGGGAUUUAAGUUUUUUUUAAGACACAACUUUCUUUUUUCUAACCCCACUGUGUCUAAGUGGACAGCCAGCUGACCUCGAGAAACGGAAAACAGUGUUUGGGCAAAACUUUAUCCCACCCAAAAAACCCAAAACCUUCUUGCAGUUAGUGUGGGAAGCACUACAGGACGUCACACUCAUUAUCCUUGAAGUGGCAGCCGUAAUUUCACUAGGCCUUUCUUUUUAUAGACCACCAGAUGCCGAAAGAGAUCAUUGUGGAAAAGCUGCUGGUGGUGUGGAGGAUGAAAAUGAAUCGGAAGCUGGCUGGAUCGAGGGUGCCGCCAUUCUUCUGUCUGUUAUCUGUGUCGUGCUGGUGACGGCAUUCAAUGACUGGAGUAAAGAGAAGCAGUUUAGGGGUCUCCAGAGCCGCAUUGAGCAAGAACAGAGAUUUUCUGUUGUCCGUGGAGGACAAGUUAUUCAAAUUCCAGUAGCUGAGAUUGUGGUUGGCGACAUAGCACAAAUAAAAUACGGUGACCUCUUACCGGCUGAUGGAGUUCUUAUACAAGGGAAUGAUCUAAAAAUCGACGAGAGCUCACUCACAGGGGAGUCUGACCAUGUGAAGAAAAACCUAGAAAAAGAUCCAAUGCUGUUAUCAGGCACCCAUGUAAUGGAAGGCUCAGGGAAAAUGUUGGUCACUGCUGUGGGUGUCAACUCACAAACUGGAAUUAUCUUCACUUUACUCGGGGCUGGGGAAGAUGACGACGACGAUGAAGAGGAAAAGAAAAAGGAGAAAGAGGAGAAGAAAAAGCAGAAAAAAAACAAAAAGCAAGACGGAUCGGUGGAGAAUCGUAAAAAAGCUAAAGCACAGGAUGGUGCUGCAAUGGAAAUGCAGCCUUUGAACAGUGAUGAGGGAGCGGAGGCAGAGGAGAAAAAGAAAGCAAACCUGCCAAAGAAAGAAAAGUCUGUUCUCCAAGGCAAACUGACCAAACUAGCGGUACAAAUUGGCAAAGCAGGACUGGUUAUGUCAGCCAUCACUGUUAUCAUUCUGGUGGUGCGGUUUGUAAUAGACACCUUUUGGAUCCAGAAUUUGCCCUGGAUCCAAGACUGCACACCAGUUUACAUUCAGUUCUUUGUGAAAUUCUUCAUCAUUGGCGUCACUGUUCUUGUGGUCGCUGUUCCUGAAGGCUUACCACUUGCUGUAACAAUCUCCCUGGCGUACUCCGUUAAGAAAAUGAUGAACGAUAACAACCUCGUGCGUCACUUGGAUGCCUGUGAGACCAUGGGCAAUGCUACAGCUAUCUGCUCUGACAAGACAGGAACUCUCACCAUGAACCGCAUGACAGUGGUACAGGCCUUCAUUGCUGAAAAGUACUACAAGAAGGUCCCAGAACCAGAAAACAUUCCCUCCUCCUCUUUAGACAUCCUGAUUCUGGGCAUUGCUGUUAACUGCGCCUACACUACUAAGAUUAUGCCUCCAGAAAAAGAAGGGGGUCUGCCUAAUCAAGUGGGUAACAAAACCGAAUGUGCCUUGCUUGGCUUUUCUCUUGACUUGAAACGUGACUACCAGGCUAUUCGUAAUGAGAUCACUGAGGAAAAACUCUACAAAGUCUACACCUUCAACUCUGUCCGUAAAUCUAUGAGCACAGUGUUGAAGAUGGCUGAUGGCAGCUAUCGGAUGUUCAGCAAAGGAGCCUCAGAAAUUCUCUUAAAAAAGUGCUAUAAAGUCCUGACUGCAAAUGGUGAGCCAAAGGUGUUCCGCCCACGGGACAGAGAUGACAUGGUGAAGAAAGUGAUUGAACCCAUGGCCUCAGAGGGCCUGAGGACCAUCUGCCUUGCAUACAGAGAUUUUCCUGCCUCUGAUGGUGAACCUGACUGGGACAAUGAAAAUGAUAUCCUAACUGGAUUGACUUGCAUCUGUGUGGUGGGCAUUGAGGACCCUGUUAGACUAGAGGUCCCAGAUGCCAUCAGGAAGUGCCAGCAUGCUGGGAUCACAGUACGGAUGGUGACUGGGGAUAACAUUAACACAGCUCGCGCCAUCGCCACCAAGUGUGGCAUUCUACAGCCUGGAGAUGACUUCCUCUGCCUGGAGGGAAAAGAGUUCAAUCGAAGGAUUCGCAAUGAAAAGGGAGAGAUUGAACAAGAACGCAUUGACAAGAUUUGGCCCAAACUACGAGUACUGGCUAGGUCGUCCCCCACAGACAAACACACCUUAGUAAAAGGCAUUAUUGACAGCACAGUAGCUGAACAGAGACAAGUGGUUGCAGUGACAGGAGAUGGUACAAAUGAUGGUCCUGCCUUGAAGAAAGCUGACGUUGGCUUUGCAAUGGGUAUUGCUGGGACUGAUGUUGCCAAGGAAGCAUCUGACAUCAUUCUGACAGAUGACAACUUCUCCAGCAUUGUAAAAGCAGUAAUGUGGGGCCGAAAUGUUUACGACAGCAUCUCCAAGUUCUUGCAGUUUCAGCUAACGGUCAAUGUGGUGGCUGUCAUUGUAGCGUUUACAGGAGCCUGCAUCACACAGGACUCUCCACUGAAAGCGGUUCAGAUGUUAUGGGUCAACCUCAUUAUGGACACGUUUGCCUCAUUAGCUUUGGCCACAGAGCCCCCCACAGAAUCCCUACUUCUGAGGAAGCCGUAUGGCCGCAACAAGCCUCUUAUAUCCCGCACCAUGAUGAAGAAUAUUCUGGGUCAUGGCGUGUACCAGCUAAUCAUCAUCUUUACUCUGCUUUUUGCUGGGGAGAAGAUGUUUGACAUUGACAACGGCAGGGACGCACCCCUCAAUGCUCCACCUUCUGAACACUACACAAUAGUUUUUAAUACCUUUGUAAUGAUGCAGCUUUUUAACGAGAUCAACGCCCGCAAGAUCCACGGUGAAAGAAAUGUUUUUGAGGGCAUUUUCAACAACCCUAUCUUUUGCAGUAUAGUCUUUGGUACCUUUGUUAUUCAGAUAGUUAUAGUGCAGUUUGGAGGAAAACCUUUCAGCUGCGUGGCUCUGACCAUUGACCAGUGGUUAUGGUGCACUUUUCUAGGCUUUGGCUCCCUUUUAUGGGGACAGGUCAUUUCCUCCAUACCUACCAGUCGCUUAAAAUUCCUGAAAACGGCAGGCCAUGGCACCCAGAAGGAGGAGAUCCCAGACGAUGAAUUGGAGGAGCUGGAAGACAUGGACGAGAUCGAUCAUGCUGAGCGGGAGCUCCGCCGAGGCCAGAUUCUCUGGUUCCGAGGUCUUAAUCGCAUCCAAACUCAGAUGGAUGUAGUGAGUGCGUUCCAGAGUGGAACUUCCUUUCAGGGGGCUCUAAGGCGGCAAGCCUCCAACUCCAGCCAACAACAGCACGAUAUCCGGGUGGUGAAAGCAUUCCGCAGCUCCAUCUCCCUCUAUGAGGGGCUGGAGAAACCCGAGUCGAGAUCAUCCAUUCACAACUUCAUGACCCACCCCGAGUUUCGAAUAGAGGACUCUGAGCCCCAGAUUCCCCUCAUAGACGACACCGACGCUGAGGACGAUGCUCCCACCAAGCGCAACUCCGCCAGCCCACGCAACACCACACCCACUCCACCCUCGCCCACGCCGUCGCCAGCCACCACCGUUGCCCCCAACACACCGGUGUCCCUCUCCCCAAACCAGAACAAUAAUGCUGUGGAGAGCAGCAACCACCUUCUUCCAGAGGGCCCCAAAUCAGGAACACUUUCGGCUCCGGGGAGCCCGCUACACAGUCUGGAGACCUCCCUUUGAUCCAACACUGCUUUACACGUCAACACCUCCUUUCUACCCGCCACCAAGGAGUCUGGCUCAGACUGAAGGGACAAACAUGUGGAGAGACGAUACGAAGGGCUAGACGGAGAGCAGAGUCCUGUUAGAGCUUGGCUUGGGCUGAACUGAAAUAACAGCAAACAUUCAGAGGAAUGUACGGCUUGAUGUGGAUUCUUUGGUCUUUGUUUUUCUCAUUAAUAUCCUGCUGCAACACAAGGACUCUGUCUGCACCCCUCCCACCUUGGUAACAUUAGUUUGUUCUAGGUUCCAAGGGGUGAUCAUAAACUCGGAUUGAAAGUGACCUGUUUUUAGCACUAAUAUUAUUGCUAUUCUUUGAAUUGAGAAGGGGAAGUCCUCUUCUGUGCAUGA
This is a messenger RNA of Nematolebias whitei (Rio pearlfish), 4356 nucleotides long. It is a transcript of the gene atp2b1a, whose product is annotated as ATPase plasma membrane Ca2+ transporting 1a. NCBI's taxonomy places the organism in Eukaryota, Metazoa, Chordata, Actinopteri, Cyprinodontiformes, Rivulidae. Gene Ontology annotation, cellular component: intracellular membrane-bounded organelle; membrane. The record is from RefSeq and is a predicted model, not a curated record. Gene Ontology annotation, biological process: calcium ion transmembrane transport; regulation of cytosolic calcium ion concentration. Gene Ontology annotation, molecular function: P-type calcium transporter activity; ATP hydrolysis activity; ATP binding.